AGUCCUGUCAUCAGAUUGAGAGCUGCACGCCUGUUGAUGUGUUGCUGAUAAGUGCUCUUCUCCGUAGCGAAGCCGCGAAGGCAGGCAUCACCGAACGACGUUCGAUCGGACGUGUCGACCCACGCGGUGUUGACAAGAUGCUGUUUGCACUCUAGCCCAGUGACUGUCAUUGACAAGCUGUGCGCUUGACAGGAUUUCGUAAAUGUUAAACCCUACUAUAUAUUCCGGGGCGGGACCCAUGCACUCCUCCCAUUGACCUUCGACCAACUCAUCCACACUCAUAUUUGACGACUUUCGCAGGAUGCAAACACGACAUAAAGCACCGAUGUUCGACGAGUUGCACAACCGCAACUUGAAGCCUCCUCCGCUCGCCCGCAUUCCUAUCGAGGUCUGCGAGGAGAUCAUUGACCUCAUUGCCUUCUGGGCAUUGACCCACGGAGGGGGAGGCGUGGACUACGGGAUGUAUUACGCGACCGAAUGGCGUUUCGCGCUCAUCGCCUGUGCGUUCGUCUGCAAGGCCUGGCAUACCCGCAGCAUGUACCACUUGCACUCGUCGGUCUGGCUGACAAACCGGGACAGCGUCGAGUUCCUUUUCAAGCGUCUUCUUCAUGACCCAGAGCUUCAUACAGCCAUCAAGCAUAUCAUCAUCCGCGGUCCGGCUCAGCAUGGCCUCGAACCGUUUGGUGGGAUCCCUCACUUUUCGACAUUCAUAGCGAGGCUCGCCAGGCAGCUACCCAACGUACGGACCCUCCGCCUUUGCCGUGCCGCCUGAACGACGGGAUCAAUACAUGCAGAGAGUAUCAAGUACCUCUCUGUAUAUACCUCCGUAACGCAGAUCCGGCUUCGUGACGUGGCGUUUACGACGGCGUCGCAAUUCAGAGCGUUGCUCUCGGCCCUCCCGAACCUCCAGUACAUCAGUUGUACUGAUGUAAGCUGUCG
Molecule: messenger RNA, 939 nt
Organism: Fomitopsis serialis
Lineage: Eukaryota; Fungi; Basidiomycota; Agaricomycetes; Polyporales; Fomitopsidaceae
Exons: 2
Coding region: 302-772 (156 amino acids)
Source: RefSeq, a predicted model, not a curated record